Molecule: messenger RNA, 1116 nt
Organism: Helobdella robusta
Lineage: Eukaryota; Metazoa; Annelida; Clitellata; Rhynchobdellida; Glossiphoniidae
Exons: 9
Coding region: 1-1116 (371 amino acids)
Biological process (GO): protein N-linked glycosylation
Cellular component (GO): Golgi apparatus
Molecular function (GO): alpha-1,3-mannosylglycoprotein 2-beta-N-acetylglucosaminyltransferase activity
Source: RefSeq, a predicted model, not a curated record
AUGAAAAUUUUUACCCCAGUAUUCCCAACAUAUCCAAUUCGACGAAAUCCCAUACCAUAUCCCAAGUAUCCCAUUCCAGUUCUUGUGUUAGCUUGCAACAGGAUUGGUGUCAAGAGGUCUCUAGAUGCCAUCAUCAAGUACCGACCAUCGAGCACCCUCUUCCCUCUGAUUGUUUCUCAAGAUUGUGAUGAUGAACCGACCAAGAAGAUCAUUCUAUCAUACGAAGGAGUUGUCUACUUGAAGCAACCCAAUCAGACUGAAUACAACCUGCCAGCCAAAAAGAAAAAACUUCAGGGUUAUUUCAGACUGUCUAGACAUUAUAAGUGGGCUUUGAAUCAAGUUUUCAUAAAGUUCAAUUACAAUUCCUGUAUUAUUGUUGAAGACGACUUGGAAAUUUCUCCUGAUUUUUUUGAGUACCUGAUAGCGACGAAACCACUUCUAGAGAAGGACCCAACGCUGUACUGCGUGUCUGCCUGGAAUGAUAAUGGCGUCAAAGCUGCUACGAAUGUUAAACGAUAUGAUCUGAUCUUAAGAACUGACUUUUUUCCUGGCCUUGGCUGGUUGAUGCUGAAGCCAUUGUGGCUGGAGUUGGAACCUAAGUGGCCUGAGGCGUUCUGGGAUGACUGGCUUCGGUCUCCAGAGAUUAGGAUGGGUAGGUCCUGCUUGAGACCUGAGGUUUCCAGGGUUUUUAACUUUGGAGAGCAGGGAGUCAGUAGGGGUCUACACUACAAAACGCAUCUAGUCCACAUUGUGAAAAAUGAGAAGUUUGUUAAUUUCAGACGCUACGACCUUAAAUCUCUCAUGUUUGACAGUUUCUCCGAGAGUUUGUUGAGGACCGCUUAUUCAUCUGCAUUGACGACGUCAGACAAAUUGGAGGGAGACAUCAGCAAGAAGCCUAACAUCAAGUCAUUCAGAAUCAAGUACACGAAUAAGGAUAACUUUAAAACACUGGCCAAGAAGCUUAGCAUCAUGGCUGACACAUUAGUUUGUAUACAUCUGUCUGUCCGUUUUUUUUAUCUGCCUGCCUGUUUUUUUAUCAGUCUGUCUGUCGAGUUUUCUGUAUGUCUGUCCUAUUUCGCAUUAUUUGUAUUUUUGUUUGUCUUUCUGUUUGUCUGA